Mercenaria mercenaria is the source of this 3412-nucleotide messenger RNA. RefSeq lists its product as uncharacterized. The transcript has 12 exons. NCBI's taxonomy places the organism in Eukaryota, Metazoa, Mollusca, Bivalvia, Venerida, Veneridae. The record is from RefSeq and is a predicted model, not a curated record. Bases 257 to 3199 code for a protein of 980 amino acids.
CUGUGUCCCAUUUGUGCUGAUCCCACCAACUAACUCCAUAAACUAACACUGAAAGUACUUUAUAAAUACGUUUUGUGUAGUUUUCUUGAUACUAACAGUUCAAAUGAAUGUUCGAAAUUUGUUUAAACUGUUUCUGACUUUUUGUGAUGUAAACAUUGGAGCGCAGUAUAUUUUGAAGCAGGCGUCCGAAAACGGGUUGCACAACUUCCGGUUAAUGGAAAAGUAGGUCAGCCAUGUUGGAAAGGAUAUUUAAAACAUGCUGCGGGAUGAGAAAUUCUUUGAGAGACAGAAGUUCGCAACUGCCCAUUCUUUUGCAAGUAAAACUCCAGCUCAGACAAAAAGAGGCCUAAGUCAAGAUUUGAUAGCACUUCACACUGUCAGCAGAGUUUAUUCAGGGGUUCCAGAUGGUACAAAGAAAAGGAGGACAAUAAAGAAAGUAGAUCUGGAGAAAUUUCGUUCAUGUACACAUCAGAUAGAUGAAGUUGACAUGGGGCCUUGUUCACCAUCGCAAACUCCAUCAAAACUCCUCCUCAGUGAUGGAAAGCUUGAAAAGAAUAGCGGUUGUGUGAAAUCAACAGGUAACCCCAUGCCUUCCAGAGAACUUUUUCCCAGGGGGAAACACAUUCAUAGAAAUUGCAUCCACAAGAGCAGUAUGGAUGCUGAACAGGAGGAACAAAAUUGGGAGAAAAAUUCAAAGACAGGUUUGAUCAAUGUUGAAAGCAAAGUGAAUGAUGAUGAUACUGUCUGUAAACUGUCAAAGGAGUUUUCCUUCUCUAAACCAAAACCAGAUGGCUGUUACAAAAAUAAUACAAUAAAGGCUAAGCUUGAUCCUUAUGUUUCUGAAGAUUUUCAAGUUACACCUCUUGUAAGAUACGUAAAGAAACGCUCACCAGAAAAUAUGGAAUUUGACAAGUAUAAGAAGAAAAGACAUUCCGAGGGAACUAACAUCAGAAAGGAAAAAACUUCUUAUAAGACUGAAAAAAAGACAUAUCAUUUUUUAAAAGAGCCUUAUUUCUCAUCCACCCCAGUUACAGAUUUACAUGCUGAUAUAAAUGACAAGAAUAAAAUUCGAGAACAUUUUGGCGGCAUUUCUCCAAUAACUAAGGGUGUAACCUUCUCGAAUGAUGUAGAAAGUGGCUUUAGAUUCAAACCAAGACCAAUGAUAGUCACUUCAUAUAAAAAAUGUGAUAAAUCAGGGGCACCUCAGUGUCAUGUACAGGAGAGAAAUGUGAAUGAAAUUGAAGAACAGAUGAAUUCAGACUCUUCAUGCGGAUUUACUCAGCGUGGAGAUGGAAGUUCUCGAGAUGUCUGUAACAAGAAAAAAGUAUUUGAAUAUAACCAUGGCAAACUAAGCAGAUCUUUGUGUAACUUGAAUAAUUGUAGAAAAAAUCAGAUGAGUAUGCCCGUUGAUGGUUUAAAGACACAAAGCACACAGUUUGAUUCUUUAUCUAAAUAUGGCUUGACAGAAAACACGUUUGACAACUCACUGCCAGGAGACAGUCUCAGUGCAGUGCAUGAAAUUACUGGGGCUUUAGCUAAGUACAGAAAUAUUUUUAGGCAUAAAAAUAACCAUGAGAGUCCAUUUUUGAACAGUGACAGAGAUUCUGUAAAAGGACAGGAUGAAAUAAAUAAGACGAUUGGAGUUGACAAUAGAGAUGAACAUGGAAUUUCAAAACCAGAUUUUCCUGACCUAGAGGAAGAAUUUCAGUAUAAACCUAUGAAGACCGGGUCAGAGAAAAUGGCAAAAGAGAUAAUGAGUAUAUGUCAGAAAUUUGAGAAAGGGACUGAAAAUGGUAUUGGCAAUAGAGAGAGUCAUAUGUUGGACAAUACAAAGAGUGCAGCUAUGAGGUUGUCAAGUGGGUCAGUACGAAGUUAUUCAAGCCCUGUUCCAGUGGGAGAGUUUCCAGAGCACUUACUAUCUCCAUCAACACAGCUGCAAGAUAAAAUUAACCAAAAGCUGUCAGAGAUUAUUGCAGAUGAAAGAAGAAGUGGUUUAGGAAACUACAUUAGCAGACAGACAGAAAGUAGUUCACAAGACUAUGGUGCUGGUUCAUACAAGCCAUUGAAACCUUGUGUAGGUGAUGUCCUGAAUGAGAUGAAAGAGUUGGAAGAAGAAGAUUCUAUGAGUCCUGAUGUUGUGCUGGAUGAAGUACAGAAGACCACUACCACAGACAAUCUAGGAACUAUAACCACUGAGAGUUUUGAGGCUGAUGCCUUUUUUGAAAGUGAAGAAGUAUUACUGAAUGCUGAUACUGAACAAAUGCAAGAUUUGGAAGAACAGUCAAACAUUCAAACACCUCUUGCUGUAGAGAAAGACUUCAAUGUAAUAGACCAUGAGACAAAUAGGUUUAAAAGUGAAAAGGAAGUUGAAAAUAAUAAUAAUAUAACACUGAAUAAGACACUAGAAGCUGACACAAAGGUUGGUGCUAAAGUUGAUAGCACAUUAGAUGCUUGUUUAGAAAGUUGUGAAAUGAUAGAUAAGAAUUCCAAAAGUGGAAAAAUUAAUCACGACUUUUCAAGUCAAGUUAAUGAUGUAAGAUCUCAAGAACUGGAAACAAAUUCAAAUGAACUGGGAAAAGAAUUAUCAAGAAAUAUUUAUGGAAUUGAAGAUGGCAUUCUUGAAAGGAAUAAUGUCACAAAUAUCAGUGAUGAAAAUAUUGACAUUGAAAAUGACUAUAAUAUUGGAAAAUCGGGUAGUGAAGAUGAGAAUUGUGAAAAGAAUAAUGCUGCAAACAUUUGUGACAAGAAUCUUGAUAAUGAAAGUGAAGGUAUUGGAAAAUCUGGUAGUGAUCUGAAUAUGGUAAAGAAAAUAAAAUGUUCCGAAAACAAUUCUCAAAAUGUUGAAAUAUGUUGUGUUGCUGAUAAGUCAGAAACAUACAAAACAAUCCAGCUUCAAGUUCCAGAAAUAUCAAGUGGUAAAAAUCAGUUUACUCAAACAGUUGGGGAAUCAAGUCUUCAAAAAUCCUACGUAGAAGUGUCAACUUCACCUUUUUUGGAAUUAAACACAGUGCAAGAAGUUACUGACGUUGGAGUUCAGUGUGAUCUGGCCUCGUUUCCAACUUUAUCUUGUCUAGCUGGAAAGUGUUACAAGGUUAAACCGAUAAAGAGCUCUACUUCCUUACAUAAAGAUCCUGAGAAGAAAGAUUACAGCAGUUCCACUGACACCAAACCUGAAAAUGUAUCUGCUGCUCAGAACUAAUGAAAAAACAAGCUACUGAUUUUGACAAAAACAAUUAACAAUAGACUAUAAAAUUAUAUGAAAUCAAUAUUUUAGAAUAUUGAUAAUGAUUUUUGACAGCAGAAAACUGUAACUCACUGAAUUAACUCUGACUGAAUUUAUUGUUUCAUAUUAGAUUUUGUUAUUGUAAAGUUUCAUUUUAAUUCAUUUAAAAGAAAUUGUACUUCAGAUCAA